Molecule: messenger RNA, 2478 nt
Organism: Plasmodium coatneyi
Lineage: Eukaryota; Apicomplexa; Aconoidasida; Haemosporida; Plasmodiidae
Product: E1-E2 ATPase/hydrolase
Exons: 3
Coding region: 1-2478 (825 amino acids)
Biological process (GO): copper ion homeostasis
Cellular component (GO): membrane
Molecular function (GO): ATP hydrolysis activity; ATP binding; copper ion binding
Source: RefSeq, a predicted model, not a curated record
AUGAAUGACGACAUUUCCUAUGUAGACGAAAGUAUGAUAAGUGGGGAGAAAAAACCCAUUACCAAAUUUAAAGGAGACAAAAUAUAUGCAGGGUCUAAAUGUGUCCAGGGGAUGAUAAUUCUUUUUGUUGAUGAUAUUUCCAAGGGGAAUUAUAUUGAAUAUGUUAAAAAAACUUUAGAUGAAGUGAAUUGCAAAAAAACGAAUUUACAAUUAUAUGCAGAUAAAAUAGCCAGUAUAUUUAUCCCAUUCAUUAUGGGGUUAUGCAUUGUGGUAUUUUUCAUUUGGUUUUUCCUAACCUAUUUUGAUUAUGUAAAUAUAAGGAAGGAUAAUUAUUUUAAGUUGAACAGAUUUUUAUCGUGUGUAUUUUUUUCUAUACAUUUUUCCUUAUCAAUUUUAUGUGUGGCUUGUCCCUGUGCCGUUGGGUUGGCGAGUCCCCUAUCCAUUGCCAUCAGCUCGUACAUUUGUAGCAGCAUAGGAAUUAUUUUAAAAAAUAUAAACAUCUUCGAAAUAUUCCUGGAGUGUAAUCAUUUCAUUUUUGACAAAACGGGCACGCUAACAGUUGGGAAGCCGGUGGUAAACAAGGUGUACGUGUCUUCCAAUUUAGAGUUUUUCACAGACCAGUUGUUGAAGAGUGCGUCAAAGAACAAGCUUGUUGUGAAAUUUGGGGAAGACCAUAUGGGCAGUUCGUUGGACUCUCUCCCAAGCGAUGAUCACCAUUUUAGCAAUUUUCAUCUGCACAAGGGUGAAGAGAAAAAUAAAAGAGCACAGAAAAGUAAACCCACUCUGGGUGACAUAAAUGGGGAAAGUGUGUACAGUCGUCUAGGUGAUACUUCCGAUGGGGGGGAACAUUAUGGAAACGUGGACAAGAGGGUAAAAAAUAAGGGGAACCUUUUGCAUGGCUCCGCUGCCUAUGUGGGGGAUAUCCCAGGGAAGAAUGAACAGAGAGAUCGAUUAGGUGGAAAGGACAGCUGGCCGCAAUACCGAGGCACCCUCACCGAAGAGUACAAAAAUGAUGAGGGUAAUAAUAAGACCCUAAAUUUUAUUGAAAGCAUCCACUGCUCAGGCAAAAAUGUCACCUUCUACUCCUUCACGACGCAAAGGGACUAUUACAAAAUUGAGAUAAAAAAGUCGGUAAUGAGGAGGGAAGAAAGAAACAGUUCGAAAAACUCCAACGAUACGGAAGACAUCCCCUGCAGUGGAAAAAAAUCCAUCUUCAAUCGGUUACUGUCAUUUAUAAAUGAUAAGAGGAAGAAAAGUAAAUAUAACCAAAUAGGAGAUCCUUCGCUCAAGGAGUAUUUUAUAAACAAUUCGGAAAUGUCCAUUUAUUCAGAGGACGAUUCUUAUACGAGCGAAACGAGCAGCGAAAAUAAUGACACUACCGUUACGGAUACACAGGCAGAUGGACAAGCGCCAUACGGCGGUCAGAUUAAACAAAAUGAUGAUGACCAAUUUGAUAGUGAAAACAAUUUGAGUGAAAAAAUUAGCAACUGGUUAUACCUCUUUUUAAGUUUAAGUUCAAAUUUGGAAAAGUAUAGUAACCAUUUAUACGCUACGUCAAUAAAUACCUUUAUAAACUCCAAUUUUUGCAUUAAUGAAACAUUUGAUGUGCAAAAUUUGAAAAAUGAGAAAAGUCAGGGAAUUACUGGAGUGGUAAAUGAUUUAUCGGUUACCAUUGGUACGUUGUACUACUGCUAUACCAAGUAUAAAAACACACACUGUCGGAAUGUAGCAGAAAGUGUUGAUGAAAAAUUGAGUAUCAAAAAUUUGGAGGCCCAUCUGUAUUCGUGUGAUUGUAAUGUGCAUAAGACUUAUCAGUACCUGUACAAUUAUUCCAAUAGCAAAAAAAACGAAAGUAAUAAUAUAAUUUUUAUGUGUAUAGAAGGAAUAAUUGUCGGAUUUUUUACCCUCGUGGAUGACAUAAAACCGGAGGUAUUUGAUUUGAUUAGGUACCUAAAGAGGGAACGCAAAAAGGUGUACGUCUGUACUGGUGAUAAUUAUAUGAAUGCUCUUUACAUUUCCAAAAUUUUGGGCAUACCAAAAAAGAAUGUGUCCUCGAAUACCUUGCCCAUGGAGAAGGUCCACUUUGUGAAGAAGAUACAGGCACUCGGUAGUGGAAAAGUGUGCAUGAUCGGAGACGGAAUAAACGACUGCUUCGCCCUGAAGAGCGCGGACCUGGGGCUGUCCCUGAGCACGAGGUCAAACGUGGUCAUGGACAGCGCCGACGCGUGCAUCGUCGACAAUGAUAUAAGCGUCAUAACCAAGUUGUUUGAAAUAAGCAGAAAAACCUUGAUAGUGAUCAAAUUCAACUUUUUGUUUUCCUUCCUCAUCAACGUCUUUUUUAUUCUCCUGGCAAGCGGGUCGUUCUACGCCCUCAACUACGUCUUUUCGCCUUUCCUGUUCACCUUUCUCAUGUUUUGCAGCUCGAUCAUUGUGAUCCUCUCGUCAUUGUCUUUGAAAUUCCUUCUACGGGACGUAUGA